Molecule: messenger RNA, 1783 nt
Organism: Aquila chrysaetos chrysaetos
Lineage: Eukaryota; Metazoa; Chordata; Aves; Accipitriformes; Accipitridae
Product: hypoxia-inducible factor 3-alpha-like
Biological process (GO): regulation of transcription by RNA polymerase II; cellular response to hypoxia
Molecular function (GO): protein dimerization activity; DNA-binding transcription factor activity, RNA polymerase II-specific; RNA polymerase II transcription regulatory region sequence-specific DNA binding
Source: RefSeq, a predicted model, not a curated record
AGCGGGGCUGCAGUGGGUGCAGUGUGGGUGCAGGGCGGGUGCAGCGUGGGUGCAGUGUGGGUGCCCAGGGCGCAGCGGAGGAUGCCCAUGAGCACCCAUGAUGCUGGCGGGUGCCAGCAGGUCGACACCGGAGCUGCGGAAGGAACGCUCGCGGGACGCGGCACGGUGCCGGCGCAGCCGGGAGACAGAGGUCUUCUACCAGCUGGCGCACACCCUGCCCUUCGCCCGUGGCGUCAGCGCCCACCUCGACAAGGCCUCCAUCAUGCGUCUCACCAUCAGCUACCUGCGCGUCCACCGCCUCCUUGCCGCCGGCGCCUGGGCGGCAGCGGCAGAGGAAGUGGAUGGGUGCUACCUGAAGGCGCUGAGCGGCUUCGUGAUGGUGCUGAGCGAGGUGGGGGACAUGAUCUUCCUCUCCGAGAACGUCAACCGGCUCCUGGGGCUCAGCCAGCUGGAGCUGAUCGGCCACAGCGUCUUCGACUUCGUGCACCCCUGUGACCACGAGGAGCUGCAGGACGUGCUCAGCCCCCGGCAGGGUGAGACCCCUGGGACCCCCCAGCUACCCCUGGGACCCCAUUCUCCCUGGGAUGAAGAGGCACCCUUGACGGGAGAGGGCGGCUGCCUCAACCUGAAGGCAGCCUCCUGGAAGGUGCUGCACUGUGCGGGGCACAUGCGGUCGUACGCAGGGGCCAGGGGGGGUGACCCACCCCUGCGCUGCCUGGUGCUGAUCUGCGAGGCCAUCCCCCACCCGGGGGCCAUCGAGACCCCCCUGGGCUCCAGCACCGUCCUCAGCCGCCACUCCAUGGACAUGAAGUUCACCUACUGUGAUGACAGGAUCGGGGAGGUGGCGGGGUACACCCCUGAGGAGCUGCUCGGCUGCUCCCUCUACGAGUACGUCCACGCUCUCGACUCUGACACCCUCAGCAGGAGCGUGCACACCCUGCUGAGCAAGGGACAGGCAGUGACAAGCCAGUACCGGUUCCUGGCCAAGCGCGGGGGGUUCCUGUGGGCGCAGACCCAGGCCACCGUCAUCGCCAACAGCCGCAGCGCCCAGCCCGAGGGCAUCGUCUGCCUCCACUUCGUCCUCAGCCGCGUGGAGCAGCGGGGGGUGGUGCUGUCGCUGGAGCAGACCCAACGCCAGGGUGAGGGGCGCCGCCUGCCCCCCCCCGCCCCUGGCCUCGACACCCCCGACACCGUCCUCAACCUCAGCCUUGGGGUGGGGGGCCCACGGGUGCUGGCUUUCGUGCGCCCAGCCCACGUCCCCGAGGCAGCACUAAGCGGGGACCCCCGGCGCUUCUGCUCCCCUGAACUCGCCCGCCUCCUCGCCCCCAUCUUCGACCCCCCCCCAGUGCCCCCCGCCCGCCACUGCCCCUGCAGCCCCUCUCUGCCCCCUGGGGAUAAGCUGCUGUUUGAGGUGCAGAAGCUUUUCAUGGGGAGCCCGGGGCCUGGCACAGCCCUGCAGGCGUCCCCCCUGGACCUGGCCAUGCUGGCCCCCUACAUCCCCAUGGACGGCGACUUCCAGCUGGGCGGGGCCGAGGCGCCGCGGGGGCGGGGCCCGCGCCCACACGGCCCCGCCUCCGCGGCCGCGGCCCCGCCUCCGCGGCCCCGCGCCCGCAGCUUUCCCGGGCGCGGCUCCACCCCCUCCCGCCCCGGCCCCGCCCUCCUGCGCUGGGGCAGCGACCCCGCCCUCGGCCCCGCCCUGAAGCCUCGCCCUGCCAGGAAGAGGGCGCGGGAGCCGAGCGGGGAGGACGGCGGGGGGCUCCCCUGAAGCGACCGAGCUCGACCC